GUCUACUGUAGCCUACACCAAGCGUGUUCCGAUCCUGUGUUUCUUUUGUGAAUGAACAAAUCUUUUAAAUGAACAAAUCAUUCAUUUUCGUUUACUUUCGUACUCAUAUUUUUCUUUAACUAAAAUCUCUCUCAUUUGAAUCUCGUUACAAUUUAGCACGGGGAAUGGUGAUUCAUUGGUUCGAACUACUGAACGAAUAGUAGGCUUCUUUUGUUGUCUUUUUCCUAUAGCUUGAAAAAACUUUUAAAAAAAUAGGGAAAAUGUGUAGACGUGUGUAAAAAACGCUUAUAUGCCUAUUGCUUAACCUCAGUAGACUCUUUUAGUAGACACGUGAAUAAAAGAUAAGACUUGAUUCAGUCAAGAAUCGGUUGAGUGAGUGAUUUAGUGAUUCAUAACACACCAAAAGACUGCCUCCUACUGGCGUAAUGAUGUAUAAUGAAGAAAAGACCACCGAAGGAAUCAGUCAAAGAAUCUUUUUAGGAUUUAAAGGAUUCUCAGUGGAAUGAAUAAAAUCCCCACAGCUGAUACCUAGAUAGGCUGCUCAGCUCAUUACCUUUUGACGUCUCUCUCUCUCUCUCUCUCUCUCUCUCUCUCUCUCUCUCUCUCUCUCUCUCUCUCUCUCUCUCUCUCUCCCUUCUUCCCUUUUUUGUCACUACUCCUCAGCUGCAUCAUUCAAUCACGCACUGCCAAGGAUUCACACUUGCCACGAAUAAACGGCGCCUUUCAAGUUUAGCUUAACGUUUCCACCACUUUCGAUUCUUUUAACUCGCUCCAAUAACACAGUGAGAUUGUUUGAAGGACUGUGGUGACACCAACGGUGCUCUUCAUCAAAUAUCUAUAACAUAAGCUGUCUCAAGAAUGAUUUCACAUCAAGACCACAACAUUAUUACUGACUGGUGCGGCACCAGCUAUACUUGGAUAGCGAGAUGGGGAAUGAUAACAAUCUUGCGCUUGCCUGCCUACUGUUACCUGCUAACCCAAAAGGUGUAUCUUGAGGUCUUAUUUCCUGAACCAUGUGUCAUUUUACCUGAUAACCCUGCUUUUUACGAUGGUCUCUGUCUCAGUGCCACUGGAGAAAGUGAUGCGGUUAUGAAUCCAGCAGAAUGUUAAUGGACAUGAAGAACUUUGUCCAGUACACGCUUGUCCUUCAUUUUUGAACUGUAUCUGCAAACAAGAGCAACAUAUGGUUUUCAUGUGACUAAAGCCCAUUGUGGUGACGUUUAUGUGUGUGUUUUGAAAGUGAGUGUGUGAGAAAGAUUUUUCGUGUGUCUGUGUUAGUGGCUGUGCAUGUUUGCCUGUUCUUGUAAUUUCCUGCUGGUGAUCAAGUCAUGCCACGUGGAAGAGAUGUCAGCAACAGCUGUUGCCUCCCACUGCACCUGAAUGAAGACAAUGCCCGUUUUGGCUUGUUGGCAGCCCUCAUCCUCCUCUACCUGCUGUGUGGGGCGGUGGUGUUCUCCGCUCUCGAGCAUCCCUCAGAGCUGCAGGCUCACAAGCGCUGGGAGGAACAGUUGGCCAACUUCACAGAGCAAAACAGCAUAAACCUCAAAUCACUGGAGGUCCUGCUAAGGCAAUAUGAGGAGGCCUUUGUGGCUGGGAUCCGUGUGGACAAACUUAGGCCCCGCUGGGAUUUCUCAGGGGCCUUCUACUUUGUUGGUACAGUGAUCUCCACUAUUGGCUUUGGCAUGACCACACCCGUCACCGUUGCGGGUAAGAUCUUUUUAAUAUUCUAUGGACUCCUUGGCUGUGCAGCAACAAUCCUCUUCUUCAACCUCUUCCUGGAGCGCAUCAUCACGAUGUUGGCCUACAUCAUGCGCUGGUGUCACGAGCGGCAACUGCGCCGCUCCGGCGUGGGAGGAGAGGAGGCCAGGAGCGAGGAUGACAGUCUGGAAGGCUGGAAACCAUCGGUCUACUACGUAAUGCUCAUUCUGGGCAUCGCAGCCCUGCUGAUUGCAUGCUGCGCCUCUGCGUUGUACUCUGCCAUGGAGGACUGGGACUACUUUGAGUCCUUGUACUUCUGCUUUGUGGCCUUCAGCACCAUUGGCUUCGGGGAUGUAGUGAGCAGCCAACGGGAAAGUUAUAAAGCUCAGGAGGCCUACCGUCUUGGGAACUGCCUCUUCAUCCUCAUGGGUGUGUGUUGCAUUUAUUCCCUGUUUAAUGUCAUUUCCAUCAUCAUCAAGCAGACGCUCAACUGGAUCCUCGGCAAACUGGACUGCAACAAGGCUCAGUGUCCCUGCCGUGGCCGUCCGUAUAGGCGGCGAGGUCGGGCCUGCUGUUGCUGCUGCUUCCCACGUCUUCCCAACCAGCGGCACAACCACCACCCUCCGCCGGGAAAUUCUCGGCAGAGGGCUCAAAAACGCAAUGCCGUGCAUCCUGCACCAGCUAACGAAGCAUCGGGAAAGCGCUUCACUAAUGCAUCAGUGGAAACAGUUUGUGAUAGUGAGACUGAUGCUGGCUUAGGACCAGAUGGAGGUUAUCUGACAGGGCGCAGACUGUCUGGAGAAAUGAUCUCAGUCAAUGACUUUAUGGCCAACAAGGUUUCUUUGGCCAUUCUACAGAAGCAACUCUCAGAGACCGCUCACGGUAAUCCAAGACAGAGCCAUGUUCGCCAGAACGGCUUCUCCGGUGGAGUGGGCGCAUUUGCCAUCAUGAAUAACCGCCUUCAGGAGACAAGUGUCGACAGGUAGCUUGGUUAUACAAAGAUGAUGUUGGAUAUUGCACAUUAAUUGUAUAUAAAGAUAUAAAGGAUUUAAUCAAGACUUUCAGUUCAGGGUUGAGUACCAUUCAGAACUGAAUUGAGAAUGGCUUUAAAAUUCAAAAUUGUAAUUCAAAUGAUUCAAAGAAAUUGAUAAUGUUAAUUUAUAUGACUAUUUUUUAACUACAAAAGCAUAGUUUAGGUUUCUUCAAGGCUUAGUUCACCCAAAAAUAAAAAUUCUGUUAUUUACUCACCCUCAUGUCAUUGCAACGGCCUUAUGUCUCCCACGAGAUGAUGAGGAUUAAUCUAGUCGAAUGUUUUUUCAACCACAUAAGACUUCCGUUCAUCUUCGAAAUAUAGAUAGAUAGAUAAUUUUUUUUAAAUGCCAUCUAUAUUGUAAUCAAAAGGUAUUUAAUGUAUAUAUUUCAGCAUAUUUAGUAAAAGUACUGAGUACCAUUUCCCAAAAUUAAUUUGCUAAGUUGAAUUUGUUUGAACUCCAAUUCAAUAAAAUUCUUCUUUCUGUCAUUUAAAAUCAAAUUCCAAUUCAACUUCCUGUGGAAUUUUGGAUAAUUCAAUUAUAAUUCACGCUCACUGACUAAAGGACAGACAAUUUUUCAGUUCUGAAUAAUUCCCAACCCUGAUUCCUUUCUGUUCACUGGGGAUUAAGUUAUCAGAGGUUUAGUAUUUAUUGCAUGCAAUUAAAGAGGUAAAUUGUACAUUUACACUUGUAAUAUACAGUACAGACAAACAGCAAAUUAUAUUAAAUUAAAAUAGCCAAUUACCUCUGUAGAUCACAAGGAUGGUGAAUAUUAGCAUUUAUGAAUGGCUUCGUUCUUAAGAGGAGACGGCUUUCAAUAUUUUUUAAAUCAUUAUAAACAAACCAUGUGAUUUUAAUGGUAACAUCACUUCUCAGUGUCACUUUGAUGCUGAAGUGAUUGGCCGGUGUGGUGAGCAAUCACACUGUUCUUCUGGAGAGAUACUUUAACUGCUCUUCACGAAAACAGACUGAUUUUCAAGAGCCAGGCAGAUGAAGCCACGACACUUACAGAGAGACAGUCCCCGGAGGAAGAAAUACAAGUGUCGAAUCAAAGGGAGAUGGUCAGUUUUAUUCAUUGUUUAAUCGUUUUUAUCUUGCGGCCGUCAGUGUUGAAAGAUCAUUUGUUUCUUGAGACAAUCAACACUGACGGCCAAAAAUGAAACGAAUGAUCUAAAAUGAAUACAAAUACAGUGUUGGGGGUAAUGCAUUACAAGUAACUUGAGUUAUGUAAUCAGAUUACUUUUUUCAAGUAACUAGUAAAGUAACACAUUACUUUUAAAUUUACAACAAAA
Messenger RNA from Megalobrama amblycephala (Wuchang bream), 4021 nucleotides. It is a transcript of the gene kcnk12l, whose product is annotated as potassium channel, subfamily K, member 12 like. Gene Ontology annotation, molecular function: potassium ion leak channel activity. The coding region runs from base 1329 to 2684 and encodes 451 amino acids. The transcript is spliced from 3 exons. The record is from RefSeq and is a predicted model, not a curated record. Gene Ontology annotation, cellular component: membrane. Gene Ontology annotation, biological process: stabilization of membrane potential; potassium ion transmembrane transport. Lineage: Eukaryota; Metazoa; Chordata; Actinopteri; Cypriniformes; Xenocyprididae.